GAGAAAUAAUUGUUAUCUCAUGGCCUUAUUAAUCUCUCCUACGAGCUGACAGCAAUGAAUCUGGCAACCAUUGGCUUUCUUUACUAGCGACCAACCACCCUCCAGGAACAUCAUCAGCCUGGUGUACUUUGUGCUCCGAACUCAGAUAACCUUUAUUACUCGUCCCCUCACCGCUCGAUGGAAUAAAAUCGCUUAACAGAAAGAGAGUCGACUCAUUAUCGUUUUACGAGGCGUCGCGUGAAGUUCUCGCCUUGGAGUCUCGUUACAGUCGUGCAUUGGAGCUUGGACGCUCAACAGUCAGAUAAAGUUGGAAGAGAGAAAAAAUUGUGGUACAAAAACGAGCAACAGCAGCUGAGAAAAGCCCGCUAAUCAUAGAACCUGUGAAAAUUCAUUUCCUGAAACUGACAGCACACGAAGGAAUGCAAAAGGACUGCCGAGAUUGUCUGGGUAUCCGGUACCGCAUCAACUCGCUGGACCAGACCUGGAAGUGGUUGCACCAAACUAUUGCCCUUCACGACUAUCUUAUUUCCAUCACAGCCAGCCAAUCGGACGUCUCCUCUUGUGACAGCUGUUAAAAUUGGACAAAAGACUGACUUCAUUGAAACCUCUCACGCAUCUAACCUAACCUGACUUCUAACCUAAUUCCUAAUUCGAAGACUGAGGAAAGAAAAACGUAUCGUCGGCAUCACCUGUCUGUUCCUAAUUCACUACACUGUCACGCCCUUCUUUUCUUAACAUCUCCGUAACAAUGGCGCUGAUAAGAAACGUGCAAAAAGUGCCCACUUGCUGGUCUAUUAUCAAUCGAUUCGUUUCCAACGAACCAAUAUCCAAGGUACCGGACGACGCUAUUCGCAAGUCUGUCUUCAUAUCCCAGUCAACUGAUAUCUACCGUAAUUUGGCACUCGAGGACUGGUUCUACAAAAACUCUGAUCUCAAGAAUCACCACAUUUUAUUGCUUUGGAGAAAUGAUCCGUGCGUCGUUAUUGGUCGCCAUCAGAAUCCUUGGCUGGAGGCGAACGUGACAGCAGCAGAAGCCAACUCCGUUGCUGUAGCCAGAAGAAAUAGCGGCGGCGGUACUGUGUACCACGAUGCUGGAAAUUUGAAUUUAUCCUUUUUCACGCCAAAGGAAAGAUACAACAGACGUUAUAAUCUGGAUAUAAUUACGAGAGCUCUGUACCGCGAAUGGGGACUGAAGGCACACGUUAAUGAACGGGAGGAUAUUGUUGUCCAUGGCAAUUUUAAGAUAUCCGGGACUGCUGCAAAACUGGGUCGUCCAAAUGCAUAUCACCAUUGUACUCUUUUGGUCGGAGUUAAUAAAUUUGCAUUGAGUACGACUUUAGAAAAAAAGGAGAGCGGAAUUGGAUUCACGAACGCGACUGAAUCGGUACGAUCACCGAUUAAAAAUCUUACAGAGGUGAACUCCCAUAUCAGUACUGAUAAAUUAUUGACUGCUGUUGGCUGGGAAUAUUUGCGUACUAAAGCAUUGACGAUUGAGGAUGGAGGAUAUGGACUUAUUCAAUGUCAAAAAGGUUUUCAGAUGAUAAAUCCAACCGAGGACUGGUUUCCAAGCAUUGAUAAACUGACCGAAGAAUUUCGUUCCUGGGAUUGGACGUAUGGAAGAACUCCGAAAUUCUCUGUGGUGCGUAUUCUUCAGAUGCCAUCGCGCUCAGGUGAAGUUCAUCAACUGAAUUUGACUUUGGAAGUCUGCAACGGCAUUGUCCAACAAGUUAAGCUGAGUCUGCCUUCGGGACUCGUGCCAAAAGAUUUUGAUAAGGACGCGAGCGUCGUAACGAACCUACAAGGUACUCGUUAUACACCAGAAGUAGCUGAACAGGUGGUUGCUGCUUUGGGCUGUAAGGCCAUUAUCCCAAAGCUCAAUCAAAACGUCGACAAGAGUAACGUGGCAGCGAACCAAUAAAUGUUAUGAUGGCCACUCUGAUCUUUUGUAAAACGAAUAGUUUUUCAAUUGACCGAUAAAAGAUGAGACGAACGUUUGUGUGUUCAUAAAUAACAUUGACUUGUGUCAAGUAUGAUAUUAACAAUGUCGUAGAAUAGAAUUUAACAAUCUUAAGUAUAAAUAAUGAUUGUUACACCAAUGCAAAGUCAGUCUGGCUUAUUUAAUUCCUAAUAUAGUGCGUGUACUCUUUAGGACUAGAAAUACUGUAAUAUAGUAUAAGUAUAUUUAAAAUGGCAUAAUCCUAUGUAAAAUGUACAUAUAUGCCAAACGAAUGAUGUUGAUAGAACAUCACGUACAUAGAAUUUUAAUUGUCUUUAAAAUUAAAAUAAUUAUAAAAUGAAAUAAGCCAUCAUCACAGUAAGAAGUAUUAAAGUUUCCCCUAUAAGAA
Molecule: messenger RNA, 2345 nt
Organism: Cephus cinctus (wheat stem sawfly)
Lineage: Eukaryota; Metazoa; Arthropoda; Insecta; Hymenoptera; Cephidae
Gene: Lipt1
Product: lipoyltransferase 1, mitochondrial
Exons: 4
Coding region: 749-1918 (389 amino acids)
Biological process (GO): protein lipoylation
Cellular component (GO): mitochondrion; cytoplasm
Molecular function (GO): lipoyltransferase activity
Source: RefSeq, a predicted model, not a curated record